AUGGUGCAGCGGACUUCCACCGCCGAAGUGAUGUCCGUGGACCUCAGCCCAAAGAAACCCAACAAGGCCUACGGCGGCGACGGCGGUGCCUACUACGACUGGUCCCCCGCCGACCUGCCCAUGCUCGGCGCUGCCUCCAUUGGCGCCGCCAAGCUCUGCCUCUCCGCCGGAGGCCUUGCCCUGCCCAGCUACUCCGACUCUGCCAAGGUCGCCUACGUCCUCCAAGGCAAGAGGGUGACUCGCUCGCGCUCCCUUUCGGCGUCGUCACCUGGUGACCUCGUGGUCCUCUUCCUCGGUGACACGUCCACGGGCCACAAGCGGGGCCAGUUCACCAACUUCCAGCUCACCGGCUCCACGGGCAUCUUCACGGGCCUGUCCACCGAGUUCGUCGCCCGCGCAUGGGACCUCACCCAGGCCGCCGCCGCCGAGCUCGUCUCCGCCCAGCCCGGCGCCGGCAUCAUCAGGGUCAAGGACGACCACAGGAUGCCCCAGGCCCGCGACGAGGACAGGGCGGGCUUGGUCCUCAACUGCCUGGAGGCGCCGCUCGACGUCGACAUCAAGAACGGAGGCCGCGUCGUGGUCCUCAACACCCGGAACCUGCCGCUCGUGGAGGAGGUCGGGCUCGGCGCCGACCUCGUCAGGAUCGACGCGCACUCCAUGUGCUCGCCCGGGUUCUCCUGCGACUCCGCGUACCAGGUCACCUACAUCGUGCGCGGCAGUGGCCGCGUCCAGGUUGUUGGGAUCGACGGCACGCGGGUGCUGGAGACCCGCGCCGAGGGAGGCUGCCUCUUCAUCGUGCCCAGGUUCUUCGUUGUCUCUAAGAUCGCCGACGAAACUGGCAUGGAGUGGUUCUCCAUCAUCACCACCCCCAACCCAAUCUUUAGCCACUUGGCGGGCAGGACAUCGGUGUGGAAGGCAAUAUCUCCUGCGGUUCUGGAGGCGUCGUUCAACACCACGCCGGAGAUGGAGAAGCUGUUCCGUUCCAAGAGGCUUGACUCAGAGAUCUUCUUCGCGCCUGCUUCAAAUUAA
Messenger RNA from Miscanthus lutarioriparius, 1029 nucleotides. The record is from the annotation of a GenBank genome assembly. NCBI's taxonomy places the organism in Eukaryota, Viridiplantae, Streptophyta, Magnoliopsida, Poales, Poaceae.